GGGCAAUGAGCUAAAGCCGCGCCCAGUUGGUGAGGAAAACGGCAUUGUUGUUUUUUCAUACUGUCCUAUAAGUGCUGUAAACUAUGAAAGCACACGUACAAAUAUCAAGACAGAGGAUAAGUCAAGUGAAGAUUCAGAUGACUCUUCGGAUUCUAGGAAUGAAUUCAUGUCUGUCAAUCGGAGAAUGACGCUACAAUCGGGGAAAACACAGCUAAACAGUGUGUCUAAAUUAUUUAAUAGAUUGGAUGAUCGCUCUACGAGCAAUUCUCAGGAUGAAGAUAAUGAUGACUACCAUGGAAGUGUGGAUGGUCAGGAGAUUCGUGAGAAACCCGUUAUUCAGAGUCUCAGUGAUGCGAAGAAAAAACGGUUCGAUACUACAACACUGCAGCAUAACGCAGAUGGAAUGGUUAAGGGCGAAGAUAUUUGGAAGAGCAAUAGUUCUGAGUAUAAACCCGCUUCGCCGCAUUACGUUCUCAGUCAGUUUGGCAAAAAAGUAUCUAAAGCGAUUAUUAAAAAAAUUAUCGAUUACGACGAAAAGCCAUCGAUUGGUACUAGCAGCCUAACCCCAGAAAAGGUACAGAAUAAAUAUGCAGUUACCCCCUUCAAGCUUCCCAAAACCAAUAUUUCGCGCUUGGAAGUUGCUUUUCAAGGCGAUUCACAGCAAUCAUUUCAAAAAGUUUCACAUUCACGCAAAAGUAGCAUGAUGAGUGACACGGACGAAGACAUAAACAUCAGUGAUGACUGCAGCAUAGAAAUGAAUGACAUUGUGAAGGACGACGUAAUAAGUGGCUGCGAUGGGAAAGUUGGUCGUUUAACCGGUGGCGCUGAUAGGUGCCCCCCUACUAGCUCGAGCUCUGUAUCGGAUACAGAAACGCUAGUUGGGGAAGAAAGCAUGUGCAGGCUUGCAUCACCGGAUAAAAUGCCUAUGGAUUUGCCUUUGGGUUCAGCACCGCUUUGUACGCGAGCCGUGACCAUGGCUGCAGCAGUAGCAGCUGUGGCAAGGGGUCGUCGUCGAGGUUUUGAAUCUAUUCCGAUUCUGGGCAGCAAUAUUGGGGUACCUCAUAUGAGUACUACCAUUAACACUAGCACUUAUGAUCAAGCUAACGAUAGACAUAAUCCUGAGUUUAAUAAUGUUAAUGAUCGGACAACCUUUCAAUCUCAACAUAUUUCAUAUGAUAUUCCCCAAAUGCAGUUCAGUCGCUCAUCAGUGGGGGGCGCUAAAUAUGUGUCCAACUGUCAUCCUAUGAACGCCGAGGAGUACGAAAGUCUAGAAUUUGAAUCCCGCUUCGAAUCAGGAAAUUUGGCUAAAGCAGUGCAGAUUACACCCACUUAUUAUGAGCUUUAUCUACGCCCCGAUCUCUAUACAAGCCGAUCGAAACAGUGGUUUUAUUUUCGCGUUCGACACACCCGUCGUAACAUGCUCUACCGGUUCUCUAUUGUAAACUUAGUGAAGUCAGAUAGCCUUUAUAACGAUGGCAUGCAACCAGUUAUGUACUCUACUUUAGGAGCAAAGGAAAAACACGAAGGUUGGAGAAGAUGUGGUAACAACAUAUCCUAUUAUCGUAAUGAUGAUGAAAGCAACAAUAAUACAAAUGAAGAGGACGACGAUAAUUCGAGCUACACCUUGACUUUUACCAUUGAGUUUGAGCAUGAUAAUGAUACAGUAUUCUUUGCACAUAGCUACCCGUACACAUAUAGUGACUUGCAGGAUUAUUUGAUGGAAAUACAGCGUCACCCUGUCAAAUCAAAAUUUUGUAAGCUGCGACUACUCUGCCGCACACUAGCAGGCAAUAAUGUGUAUUAUCUGACUGUUACUGCGCCAUCUAAUAAUGAGGAUACAAUGCGGCAGCGAAAAAAAUCUAUUGUUGUAUCGGCACGCGUACAUCCCAGCGAGACGCCAUCAUCAUGGAUGAUGAAGGGUCUGAUGGAUUUCAUAACAGGAGAUUCAACAGUAGCAAAGCGUCUACGUCACAAAUUUAUAUUUAAACUAGUACCGAUGCUAAAUCCAGAUGGUGUAAUAGUUGGUAACACUCGGAACUCUUUAACUGGAAAGGACUUAAAUCGACAGUAUCGAACUGUUAUUAGAGAAACUUAUCCAUCUAUUUGGUAUACAAAAGCGAUGAUAAGAAGACUGAUAGAAGAAUGUGGAGUGGCCAUGUACUGUGAUAUGCACGCUCAUUCACGCAAGCAUAACAUAUUUAUUUAUGGCUGUGAAAACAAACGCAAUCCCGAAAAGCGGCUUACUGAGCAAGUCUUUCCGUUAAUGCUGCACAAAAACAGCGCCGAUCGAUUCUCAUUUGAGAGCUGUAAGUUUAAAAUACAACGGAGCAAGGAAGGCACAGGACGUAUUGUUGUUUGGAUGCUGGGCAUUACAAACAGCUAUACUAUUGAAGCAUCUUUUGGCGGCUCUUCACUGGGGUCACGCAAAGGCACACAUUUCAACAUUCAGGAUUAUGAGCACAUGGGACGUGCGUUUUGUGAAACUUUAUUGGACUAUUGUGAUGAAAAUCCGAACAAAGUAAAGCGACAUGCUAAAUUAUUUAAGCAAAUCAAAAAGAUAAGAAAACGCGAGAAACGCGAACAGAAAGCAUUGAAAUUACAAAAAAUGGCCGAUCAGAUUUUAAAUUUACUCAAACAACAGGAAAGACUCCGCUCUAAAAUAAUCGAAAGACUGAUGCGCGAAGGAUCGAGCGCUGAUGAGCCAUUGAACAUACCACUUUCCGAUUACUCCAGCGAUGAUGGUAAUUGCAGCUCUAGCUCUGACAAUGAAGGCAAACAUUCGAUUACAGCGUCUGAUCUUGAAGGUCCUUGCUGUGCGCCUAUUCGAGCACCACCCAGUUCUCCUGAGAUUCUGCAUGAGAUUCGUAAGUUUCGAGUACGUCGAAUGCACAAGGUGAUGCAUGUUUUGGAUCAAAUAUACUUUUCACCGGUUCUACAACGAAAAUUCAAGGCUCUUGCGCGUCUUAAGCGCCGCCGCCAUAAAUUGGGUUGUAAGGCGGUUGGCUCAAAGCGUGCCACUGGUGGUGGAGGUGGACCAAGUUCACCAAAUGGCAAUGCCAGUGAGCGAAACAGCGAAAGCCCCCAGAUAACAAUCAAAGCCACACGCCAGUCGCCUGAAUCCGAAAGCUCCGAAAGCAAUGGGUCUCAGUCGUCAGACUUAUUGACCGAUGCAAGUAACGAAAUAAAUCAGACUGGAAAACAGUUAAAUCGUAAGCGUAACAAAAGAAAGAAGCACAUGCCUACAGAAAAAUGCAAAAUUAAAGCAACUAACAGAAAAAUGCGUAUUGACCGGAACUUGCGACUUUGGCUGGCUAACCGACGCAUUUUUAUUUUUCGUCGCAAAAAGAACCGCCGACAACGUAUCCGAAAUAAGCCGCUUAAGAAACGGGGCGAAGUGAUUAGAACGCCACUCGACUUGCCUACCACCGAUCCUGGCUCCGAUUUACAUUUUUCCACAGAUGAUGAAGACCUUUUUCCAGCUGGUAACGCCACAUUUGGAGCAGUGGCACCACUUCGUCACACUCUACUGCAGAGCGAGUUGCAGCGGCGAUAUAUUGAAGAAAUUGGCGACUUGGUAGUGCAAAAGCCCAAGCCGGCUAAUAUGCCACCAGAAUUAAUCGUGACAGCACCCUCAAAAAACUGCGGCCCAGGUGGAGUUAAAAAAUUGGAAGUAUACAAACUUAUACCUAGCACAGCACCCGAGCAACAAGCUCAGAUGCAAGCCCAGACAAACGGUACUGGUGCUCGACGCACGUAUUCCUGGCACAAUCUCAACCAAGAUAACGGCCGUGCUAAGCAUAGUUUCUUCAUGAACGAAUCAAAGCCAGCCAUAAAGGUUCAAAAAACUCCACCGAGGCGUGUACCAAACAAUUUCAUCCCACUAAAUCAGCAAAGACAUGUCCAUUCAAGUCAUGCUGAAGACCUAAAUGUGAAACUAUCCAUUAAGAAAAAAAUUUGGACGGGAGCUCACGGCGAUUCAGAUGCUCGACCACUGGGUUGGUACAAAGACCAAUCCCAGGCACAUGCACACAUGGCUAGCGUGAUGGCAACAGCUGCUCUCCGAAGCGCUGAAGGAUCACAAGCUCGAAACAUGUAUAACGCCGCUAGUCACAAGGAACCAUUGAUAUCGGCAGUAGAGUCAACAAUAGGUUCAGCAACCUUGCCACCUGCUUAUGUAGGUGCACCACGUAGAUCCCGCAAAUUGGAGCAAGUGGAUUUAUUUAACGCCUGUUCAGAAAAGCUGUUAUUGUGGCAGCAAGACCAUAAAAAAGCACAGACGUCAAGUACACGCCUUAUGGGCGGAACGACUACUAAGCUAGAAAAUCCGCAGAUCUUUUUACGCGGUCGCAAGCCAAAAAAGGUCAUCAGAACAGCCGGCGGAAAUGAUGCCCAUUCCAACAUGGCCGGAGUAACUGGAAAGGGGAAACGAAAGACAAGUAUAAUUAAACUUGCUGAGACGACGCAGUUUGUAACCCGUUUUUCACGAAUGCAUGCAAGUACUGGAGGUUCUGCCACUGGUGAUUUACAGCAACAUCAAAUGACUCAAAUGCAACGGCUAAUUUUAAAAACUCAAUCAGGCAGCGGGUCAGAACGCACACAAAACGCCCCUGUCAGUGGCAUUCAAAACCCUGGUGGACGCAUUGCUAGCAAGUUUAAGACUAGUGGCAUAGUCGUAACAGCGGUCCAACAAUCGGUGGGCAGUUAUGCAGGGGGUGUUAAUCUUUCAACACGUAUUCGCCAUGCUGGUGGUCAGCCCAUAAAGAAAUGCAGCAACAGUGUCGCCUCUGAUAGUCAAAACAUGUUUCAAUGCCGCACCGAAGAUAAAUCAGUGGCAGGAAUUUCCCUAGACACGGUCAACCUGGUACGCAAGGUUAAGACAAAGUUGAAAAAAAGGAAGUCCCGCACGCUUGCGAAUGAUGCCGCUACAUCAGCUAAAUAAAAUCUAUCAGUAAUUAAGCCGAAACACUAAGAUCCCCGGACAUCCCUCGACGCCCUGAUCGAUAGUUUCCUUUCUCGAACUCUUUGUACUUGUAUGUGAAUUUAUUAUUAAGCCAAAUUUUAGUUGAAUUAGUUAUAAAAAAAAAAGCGCCAAAAUGGCAUUAAGGAUUAUAAGCAAUUAGCAAAAUGUGAGCACACUGAUGUAGCAAAAUUGAUGGGGUACUAUACUACCCCAAAGUUUGCGUAUAACGUACAUAUAUUUGAAUA
This is a messenger RNA of Drosophila navojoa, 5205 nucleotides long. It is a transcript of the gene Nna1, whose product is annotated as Nna1 carboxypeptidase. Gene Ontology annotation, biological process: proteolysis. The record is from RefSeq and is a predicted model, not a curated record. Gene Ontology annotation, molecular function: zinc ion binding; metallocarboxypeptidase activity. Lineage: Eukaryota; Metazoa; Arthropoda; Insecta; Diptera; Drosophilidae.